Messenger RNA from Atta colombica, 2674 nucleotides. RefSeq names its product cleft lip and palate transmembrane protein 1 homolog. Bases 57 to 1979 code for a protein of 640 amino acids. Lineage: Eukaryota; Metazoa; Arthropoda; Insecta; Hymenoptera; Formicidae. The transcript is spliced from 6 exons. The record is from RefSeq and is a predicted model, not a curated record. Gene Ontology annotation, cellular component: endomembrane system; membrane.
UCCGCCAUGCAUGGGAGUAUUGGGAGUGAUGGGAGCUGACGAUUUGACAAAAAAAGAUGGUAGUUACUGGGGAUGAUCAUCGUGACAACGCGGAAGUAGAUGUUACAGAAAAUAUGGAUAACAGUCAGCCCAAUGGUGAACUAGUUCCAAGAACCGAACAAAAUAACGACGAGACAGAAGCGAACGCAGAGAAUAAUGAGCAGAGGCAGAAGGCACAGCAGUCGCGCUUAGAAUCGUUCUUUACCAUAACAAAAUCCUUAAUCAUACGAGCUCUUAUAAUUUAUUUUAUUAGUAGCCUCUUUAGACGUUCCGAUAAUAAUCCAAAGUCUCCCAAUGCCGUUGGCGACGCGCGUUUACAAGCUGUAAAUAUAUUUUCAAAUGGAACGUUAUUUGACCUUAGUGUUUAUCUGUCGGAGUCCGAGAACUUUAAAAGAUUUGACGAUCGGCAAUCUUUGAUUUGGUUCGAAGAGGGUCUGGUUUAUGGAGAUUGGUAUGGUGGACCGAAUCAGGAUGGAUCCAGAGUGCUCGAGCACACAUUUGUUCCUUCCGGGCGAUUAAAGCAAAAUGGCUCGAUCUACCUGCACGUAUAUAUAACAAAAAGCGGAAAGUCGCCGAAUCCCAAAGCUGGCAAAAGUGUUUACGCUGGCGACUAUGUAUCCUACUCUAGAAAAAUGUUAAAUAAAUAUAAGAAAAUUAGAUAUCAGAAAAGGCACAACCUGUUGACUGGUGAGAGCACAGCCAGCAAAGAAGAAAUGGCAAAAGCUGAAUUAAUGGAUCAGGAAUAUGUGUCGCAUUGGCAUCCAAAUUUAACUGUUAAUUUAGUGUUUGAUGAAACCAACUGGGUGUAUGGUCAAGUACCACAGCCGUUGGAUGAAUAUAUACAUUUCUUACCUGGUGGAAAUUUUUACAAGCCAAUACUGUACAUGAAUGAUUUUUGGAACAUGCAGCGGGACUAUCAACCAUUAAAUGAUACAGUAGAGCAUUUGGAACUCAGGUUGACUUACCAGCCACUCUCAUUAUUCAAAUGGCAAAUAUACGCGGCUCAGUCCGUUAGAAAUAAAUGGACGUCGUCGUUCAUGGGAGAAGCAUCUGACGACGAUGAUAACGAUCAAGAUACCCUAAAAGAGACUUUGCUUGAAACGAAUCCAUAUCUACUAGGAUUGACUAUAAUUGUAUCAAUCUUACAUAGCGUAUUUGAAUUUUUAGCAUUUAAAAACGAUAUUCAAUUCUGGAACAAUCGAAAAUCCUUGGAAGGUUUAUCGGUCCGCUCUGUGUUUUUCAAUGUAUUCCAGUCUCUUGUCGUUCUCCUUUACGUUUUGGAUAACGAGACGAACACGGUCGUGCGCAUCAGCUGCGCGAUAGGUCUUUGCAUUGAAGUGUGGAAGAUCAACAAAGUUAUAGAUAUUAAUAUUAAUAGAGAAAUGAAAGUAUUCGGAAUCUUUCCGAAAAUAUCAUUCCAAGAUAAAGGAUCGUACGUAGAGUCUUCUACGAAAGAGUAUGACAGACUUGCCUUCAAAUAUCUCUCGUGGGCACUGUACCCUCUGUUGGGAGGAUACGCAAUUUAUUCUUUAAUGUAUCUGGAACAUAAGGGAUGGUAUUCCUGGAUUCUCAGUAUGUUGUACGGAUUUCUGUUGACCUUCGGAUUCAUCAUGAUGACGCCGCAACUGUUCAUCAACUACAAAUUGAAGAGCGUCGCGCAUCUUCCAUGGCGUAUGCUGUCGUAUAAAUUCCUGAACACAUUUAUCGACGAUAUUUUUGCAUUUGUGAUAAAGAUGCCGACGCUGUACAGGAUCGGCUGCUUCCGCGACGAUAUUGUUUUCUUCAUAUUUUUGUACCAAAGAUGGAUAUACAAGACCGAUCAUACUCGAGUAAACGAGUUUGGCUUCUCCGGCGAGAUGGAGGCGCAAGUAUUAGAGAACAAGAAGCAGGCAACUAUUAAGGAUCGCCCGAAGGAUGGAUCAGCGAAGAAAAAUGAAUAAUACUUGAUGUGCAUAGAUUUAGCAUCAAGUACGUUAUAUCAUACGUUGUCCCUGAAUUAAUAAAAUGUCCGAUACCAAAGGAAUAUAAUUACACACAUUGACAUUUAUUUAUACAAAUUUCCGCAUAAUCAUGUGUGUGUACAUGUAUAUUCUAUUUUCGAAUCUACGUGCGAGCAUACUGCGAUGUAUGGCGAAAUAAGAGGCGAAGAUAGAAAUAAAUUCUUUUAUCCAAAUUUAGAAUACGCACAGAGAUAUUUGAAGGGAUUAAAAUUGUGGAUCUAUUCUUUUUUGCUGAAUUUCUUGCACAAUUUAUCUUUUCUCUUUUUUUCUCCGAUAUGAGAAAAAGAAAAGAUGCAAUCAUUCUGCUAAAAAGAACAGAUUUUGUAAAACAUGAAUAGUAUAUACAAAAAUAGCAGAGAUAGCUCUUCGUGAAUGUAUCUCGCGAUUCUCUAACAAGCUGUAAAUGUAGGUAGUAUGCUCAACACUGUUAUCAUUCGUGUAAAUGUUGAAUUGCAAAUAGACACUCGUGACUUGCCAUGAGAGCAUGGAAGAAAACGUUCUACCGAUUCGAUAAAAUCAAAUGUCGAAUAAAAAAGGGAAAACCCAAUUAGCAUCGACGAUUUCAGGCGAUGUUAGUAUUCACUUAUUAUCGAGUCGAGAUGUUGCUACGAAAUAAAAUUGAUUUAAUUAUCAUA